Messenger RNA from Penicillium vulpinum, 1080 nucleotides. RefSeq lists its product as uncharacterized. The record is from RefSeq and is a predicted model, not a curated record. The coding region runs from base 1 to 1080 and encodes 359 amino acids. The transcript is spliced from 7 exons. NCBI's taxonomy places the organism in Eukaryota, Fungi, Ascomycota, Eurotiomycetes, Eurotiales, Aspergillaceae.
AUGGCAACCAUGGACGCUGAAUAUAUGAGCCAAUCAAAGGGUCCGCGCAUCCUAGGCGUCUUCUGGGCCUUCUUCAGUAAUAUUGGGCUCGAUGACUAUAUUAUUGUGGCAGCAAUGGUUAUGGUAACCAGUUAUACAAUUCUCACCACGGUGAAUGUCCUUCUGGGCUACGGGAGUCAUACUUCGGUGUUGAUGGAAAGAGGCGGCAUGGAGUUUGUCGAACACAUUCUAGUCAUUAAUUAUGCAAACUUUGCACUUGGAAUCAUGUCUUUCACAACCCCGAAACUCGCAAUCGCUGCUCUUCUCAAUCGCAUCAUGAAUCCCACCCGGUUCCACCGAAUAUGGCUAUGGAUAUUGACAGCCGCGGUAUUCGUAGCAUCGACCAUCUGCAUUAUCGUCCUUUUCACCAUGUGUGAUCCUCCCCAGGCUUUAUGGAUGAUUCAUCUCAUGACUGAAGGGGAAACAUGCCGUUCGACCACGAUACUGGUGGGCUAUGCAAUAUUCACUGGAGUGCUCUCCGCAGUCGUUGAUCUAUAUCUUGCAAUUUACCCGACUGUGGUAUUGCUACAGCUUCAAAUGUCGCUCAAGAAGAAAUUGGCCCUGUGUGCGGCUUUGGGGUUGGGCGCCGUAGCCUGUGCAAUGGCCAUCGUCAAGUGUCUACAACUACCAGGUUUAUAUAAUACGGAGGACUCGACAUACGCAACAGCAGAUCUUGUUAUCUGGACAAGUAUCGAGUCAAACAUCAUCAUAAUGGCCUCUUGCAUCCCAACCUUGGGUCCGAUAUACGAAAUGAUCCGAGGUAAACGUUCCUGGAGUUCUCACGGGCGAUACGAGAGCGGAAAAAUGCGCUCUUAUACGGAUAGACCUACAAAGAAAUCAAACAACACUCGCGAGGAUGACGAUAUCCUCAUGACCACGAAUAUUGGGGCUACGAGGAGCGGCAGCCAGGAAAGCAUUUUGAACUCAGAUCAGCUCCGGAAAGAGGCCCAUGUGGUCGGCAAGAUUCAUCGCACGGAUCAAGUCAAGAUUGAGUAUGGGGAAAGACCUCAAGGUGACCACGAACCACGGCCUUCAUGGUAG